Molecule: messenger RNA, 1608 nt
Organism: Daucus carota subsp. sativus
Lineage: Eukaryota; Viridiplantae; Streptophyta; Magnoliopsida; Apiales; Apiaceae
Product: L-Ala-D/L-amino acid epimerase
Exons: 6
Coding region: 231-1355 (374 amino acids)
Molecular function (GO): racemase and epimerase activity, acting on amino acids and derivatives
Source: RefSeq, a predicted model, not a curated record
AUUAUAAAUAGCCGGGCGUAUGCUUAUUUACUUUCACAAAACUAGCCAACUGCACUAAACUCACAACUUGAGACGCGUCAAGCAACUAUCAACUUUCCCCUGCUAUAUAAACAAUCUGAUCACCGCAUAAACACUCACCAAAGUAUACAUAUACUUGAGUAGUUCUCAAAUAAUUUUAAGCUUCAUAUUAUAUUAUAUUCUUCUCUAGCCCUUUCCAAAUCCACUCAAAUAUGUCUGUAUUAGGGCAGCUGAUGAGCAUGAUUGUAAUUGUCGUACAUGCUGAGAUAAAAGAUUUAGGUGUAUCCUUGUCUAGCUCUUUUACUUGUACAGCAUUAUGGGCUAGGAAGAUCCGAAAUUUUGCUAUACGGAUUCAGUUGGCUAAUGGAGGUGUUGGGUGGGGGGAGGCUCCUACUGUUCCUCUUAUGGCUGUGGAGGAGCCACUGGCUAUGGCCAAAAUUGCCGAAACAUGUGACUUCCUCAAAAGGAGUGCUAAUAUGAGUUUGGGUUCAUUGUUGGAGCAGAUUGGUAGGAUUAUGCCUGGGCAUGCAUAUGCUUCAGUUAGAGCAGGAAUGGAGAUGGCCCUGAUUGAUGCAGUUGCUUAUAGCAUUGGCAUGCCUCUGUGGAAAGUGUUUGGUGGAGCUUCCAACACAAUAAUUACAAAUAUAACAAUUCCAAUGGCGGGUCCUUUUAGAUCAGCUCAAUUGGCAUCUGACUAUCGGGGACAAGGAUAUGACACCCUGAAAGUCAAAGUCGGGGAAAAUUUGAUUGCUGCCAUCCAUGUGCUGCAAGCAAUCCGGAGGGCGCACCCGGAUUGUUCCUUCAUCAUAGAUGCCAAUGGGAGAUACACCAGUGCUGGAGCUAUUCAGCUACUUCAAGAACUGCACGAGAUGAAGUUGACUCCGAUUCUCUUUGAGCAGCCAGUUCAUAGGGACGACUGGGAAGGUCUAGGCCGUGUCACUCAGUUUGCCAAAGAGAAGUAUGGCAUAUUGGUGGCUGCUGAUGAAAGUUGCUGUGAUAUAGCUGAUGCCCGGAAGAUCGUUGAACGGAAGCUUGCAAAUGUCAUUAACAUCAAGCUUGCCAAACUUGGAGUGCUAGGUGCGCUGGAAGUCAUUGAGUUAGCACGCUCAUCAGGCUUGCAUCUCAUGAUGAGUGCUAUGGUUGAGAGUCGACUCUCCAUUUGCUUCGCUGGUCACCUUGCUGCAGGUCUUGCAUGUUUCAAAUUCAUUGACCUAGAUGCACCGCUUCAUCUUACAGAAAAUCCAGUUGUUGGCGGCUAUGAAGUUUCUGGUCCGGUGUAUAAGUUUACAAGCGCUAGAGGCAGCGGCGCUUCCCUCCAUUGCGACGACAUUCAAUAGCAGCAGAAUUCCCGCAGCUGACUCUGGCAUACAUGAAUCGCAAGACAGACCGAAAUAGUUGGAAACAAAUCAGAAAGUUCUUAAGAACAUGCUAGAUAUCUUUUUUUAUAUAAUAAACUCACGUUAUAUCAUUUGUGUUGUACUAUUCUAUCAUUUGUGUUGUACUAUUCCAAGCUCAGAAUGAAAAUUCAGAUCACUGAUGUGUGAUACUUGAAUAAGUUUUAAAAUUAGAUCACUGAUGUGUCAUUUCUUA